AAGUCGGAAUCCGUACUCUUCCUUAUUCGUUCGUUCUCUCCCUUAUCGAGGAGGAGUACCGAACCAAGCAAGAGCCAACCUGCACAGCGAACACUUAACAAUUACGCGCGCAUUUGUGACCGUAAGAUCCCCUCAUACUUCUCCUUGAAGCAACGGUUCUGAUUUCAUCUUCUUCCCGGAUCUCUCUUUCCUCUGUUUUCUUGUUCUUCUGUACAUUCUUCUCUCUGGUAUCCGUUUAUUUGAUUUGCUCUGUUUUGGAUUCAGCUCAGAUCCAUUGAUGCGAUCUCGUUGUGAUGCAGUCACAUCCUGAAAUAGCUUUGUUGGGGGUAAAAGUGAAACAGGAAGAAAAUGGCUUCAUUGAUACAACUGCAGGCCAUGUGGGUGGCAGUUUUCAGAGGCCUUUAGACGUUUCUUCUUCUAUGGAGGAUAGGUCUCCGGAGACAGGGCAUGAAGAUGCUGCCUCCAAUGAGAAUAAUUCUAAGCAGUUGGUUCUCUAUGAUCCUGGAGCUAAUGGUGAUGGUGAAAUCGAACCAGUUUCGGACCCUAUUCGAUGCUCAACGCUACCAUUAACAAGGCACUUGACACCACCUUCUAGAAUUUUGCCUUCCAUAUGGGCUUUUACAGUUCAAUGUGCCAAGUGUUUUAAAUGGAGGCUUAUUCCAACGAAGGAAAAGUACGAAGAAAUACGUGAACAUAUUCUAGAGCAGCCUUUUGUCUGUGAAGUUGCCCGUGAGUGGCGACCUGAUAUACAAUGUGACGAUCCAACUGACAUUUCUCAAGAUGACGGCAGGCUCUGGGCCAUUGAUAAACCUAAUAUUGCUCAGCCCCCUCCUGGGUGGCAGCGGCUAGUGAGAAUUAGAGGUGAAGGAAGCACAAAGUUUGCAGAUGUGUAUUAUGUUGCACCAUCAGGGAAAAGGCUUCGCUCUAUGGUAGAAAUCCAGAGGUAUUUAAUGGAACAUCCGGAGUAUAUGACAGAUGGUGUAACUCUCUCUCAAUUUUCAUUUCAAACCCCAAAGCCUUUGCAGGAAAAUUAUGUGAGAAAAAGAACUACUCGUGCCGCAGCUUCAUACGAUAAUACUAACCUUUUGGAAUCGGGUGAAGUGAGCCCCUUAUCAUGGGCUAGCCCAAAUUAUUGUGACCUGCAGCAUGGUAUGCCUGCACUUCCUCCACCACCAUAUUAUGAGGCUCGUUUUUUCGACCCUGUUGUUCAACCAUUGAAGAAACGAAGAAGAACACCACCGUCAAAACAAUUGUUGAACCAGGAUGCAAUCAUCCCCAACCCUCAAGUUAGAAGAGCAUGGCCAUUGUAGAGAUGUUGGUUGAUAUUUUGAGGCAUAAUUCUGACGGUUUUGGAAACUAGAUGUCCUUCGCUGGUCGUAUAUUUGGCUCUACAGUAAUGGAUUAUGCUACCAAGUACCAAGUGUGAGGGCUUCCAAGUAUUGUUGAUGGCAACGAACAAGUUGUUGAAGGUAGUGUUACAUGCUUGACUGUUGUCUUGUGUGAAAAAACAAUGCAGAAAAAAAUCUGAAAAUCUGUAAAUCUGUUUGUGUUCAUACCAGAAAUCUUAAUAUAUAAUAUCACUUGUUUAUAUUAGAUAGA
Tripterygium wilfordii is the source of this 1599-nucleotide messenger RNA. RefSeq names its product methyl-CpG-binding domain-containing protein 2-like. Gene Ontology annotation, molecular function: DNA binding; zinc ion binding. The record is from RefSeq and is a predicted model, not a curated record. The coding region runs from base 294 to 1310 and encodes 338 amino acids. Lineage: Eukaryota; Viridiplantae; Streptophyta; Magnoliopsida; Celastrales; Celastraceae. The transcript has 5 exons.